Molecule: messenger RNA, 999 nt
Organism: Zootermopsis nevadensis
Lineage: Eukaryota; Metazoa; Arthropoda; Insecta; Blattodea; Termopsidae
Source: RefSeq, a predicted model, not a curated record
AUGGGCAAUGACUGUGUGAGGUGCACACAAUUGACUGCUCUGGGCACUUGUUUAAAAAUCUGUGAUGGUGAUAUAGGGACAGACUCCCGUGUGGGUGUUGGUUUUCGUCUGGGUGAGCAUGCAGACUUCCAGGUUCUUCUGGAAUUGGGUCCACAGUUAAACACUCAGCCACUUGGUCCUGCUGGAGAUACCAAAACACGGCGACAAGUUCAGCGACCUGGCCUGGUUGUCCUACCAGCAACAGGCUCAGAAACAGUUGCUGACACACCAGGAGGAAAAUGGCUGUCUUCGUGGCGAUCAGCACUUGUUAACUCGCAGACCAUGGAAGCCAACAGGUAUAUAGGAGUUGGACAACACCAGGUUAUUCAGAACCCAAUGAAGGGCAAGGACCAUGUUACAUCACAGCUGCAACAGCUUUAUAAAAAUGGCAGCAAAGCAACUGAAAAGUCAAAUAGUGAAGGUCAAACAUCAGAUGGUGGUCCAGCAGGAAGAGGAAAUUUUACUUCAGUAGAAACAUGAAUCACAGUGCCAUUGUCAUUGCAGAAAAGACAGCCAGUCAAUAGAAUCAAAGACAGCUAUGAUAUAUAUUUUGUGUAAUAACUAUGGGCAAUGACUGUGUGAGGGUAACUGAAAGAGGUUCAACAGGAAUGGUCCAGAUUAUCUCAAGGUUUGUAACAAUGUUUUCUUUGUUACAUUAUCAUUAUUUUAGACAUUAUCCAUUGAGGUAUACUUGCUAUAGGUAAUGCUUUUGGAGUUGGCUUUACUCUCGUCUUCAGGUGAUUAGUUGUCACUAUGCUAACAUAUUUUUCUGCUUGAUAUUAAAGGCUAAGAUCAAGAUCAAAAUAAAAACUUCUUAAUAUUAAACUUGUAUGCUGUUCCUUAGUGGCCCAGUGGUUAGCAUGUAAAUUUAAUAUUUGAAAGGUUUGUCUCUUUUAAAAAAAUAAAAAUAGUAAAAACAUAAUUCAAGCAAUGGACAAUAAAGGUUCAGUUUCUAACACA